Molecule: messenger RNA, 2547 nt
Organism: Rotaria sp. Silwood2
Lineage: Eukaryota; Metazoa; Rotifera; Eurotatoria; Philodinida; Philodinidae
Source: the annotation of a GenBank genome assembly
AUGUCUGCUAAAGAACGUCGACGUCGACCACCACCUCCAGCUAAAGUGAAAUUAGCAUUUGGAAAUGAUGAUGAUGAUGAUAAUAAUAAUAUUCAGGAAAAACAGAAUCAUAAAGAAAUAUUAGAAGAAACGAAUUCAAUAUUACCUAAUCCAACUAUAGAUAAAAAUACUAAUGAUGUUAAUUCAGAAAAAUUUUGUGAACGAGUCUUGUUUACAGUUCAUAAUAUUACUGUUGAAAUCGUAUUAGAAAAUGAAACAUUAAGUUGGUCAACUGUAGCAGGCGAAACUCCACAUAGUGAAACCAGUCGACGAAAAUCUGCAAAUAAAGAUAAUGCAAAUUCAGUUAAUCUUCAAAAUAUUUAUGCAGUUACACCACUUCAUACUCAUCAAAAUUGGUCAUUAGGAGGUGAAAACAUGUCUGGUACUUCUGUAUCUACGUUAAAUACUAUUAGUACACCAGCAGUACUCUCGUCAACUUUAACUCAAGACUCAGUUUUACGUGGUUUUCAAUUGCAUUCUUAUCAAACUAUGCAAGAUGGUAUUUUACAAGAAAUGCUUAUUAUAUUUCAAAGUAGUCAACCUGAUCAAGUCGAACGAUGGUAUCAAUUAUUAUCAAAGAUUGUUUAUGAACGUAGACCAUCACGUCAUAUUCUUGUUAUGUUGAAUCCAUAUGCUGGUCCAAGACGUGCUAGACAUACAUAUUCGACAAAAUGUGUUUAUUUAGAAAUUGAUGAUCAAUGUAGUGCUGAUGAAGCAUUAGAGAAUUUUGAAGGUGAUUUUGAUUCAAUAGAUGGUUUAGUUAUUAUUGGUGGUGAUGGAUCAGUAAUUAAUGCUAUCAAUGCAUUAAUUCGUUAUUUAACAAAAGAAAAUCGAACUCGAUUAGAUAUGGAACAUGAUUUACCAUCAAUACCUUUUCCAAUAUGUAUUGUUCCUGAUGGUACAACAAAUAUUCUUUGUAAUACAAUACAUGGCAAUACUGAUCAUUGUACGCCUAUGUUACAUUUACUUUUUAAUCAACAAAUGAAAAUUGAUAUGUCAGCAAUAUUUGAUAUUGAUUAUAAUUUUGUUACUGCAAAUUUUAGUUCUGGUGCUGGUUAUCCAGCUAGUGUUUUGAAAUAUUUUCCACGUUAUAAUUUACAUAGUACAAAAACUAUAAUUAAAAAAUCAUUUGCAAAAGCAGCUUCAAAUAAAAAUUUACAACCAAUUGAAAUGGAAAUAAGAUAUAUUCCAGUGUAUCAAGAUACUGGAUCGAUGAGUCGUUGCUAUCGAGGUUGUCCAUCAUGCACUCCAGCACCAGAAGAAAAAAGUGAUGAUCAAGUCAAAACUUUUGACAAUUUUCAUGUACAACAAAUCAAUAGACGAAAAAAAUCAUCGUCAUGCUUAAAUAAUGAUCAUAAUAAUAAUCGUUUAUCAUCGGCUGGAAAAAAUUUGAAUCAACCUAAUGAAAAAGAAAAAAAUUGGAAAAUACUUCAAAAUGAAUAUUUACAAGUAGCUAUACUAACAAAUGCUAAUUUAUGGUCAUUUGCACCACAAGGUUUAUCAAAAUUUGGUCAUCUAGCUAAUGGUUUACUUGAUUUAAUUUUAAUUGAACCAGUUGUACGUAAAGAAUUUCUACGUUAUGUUAGACGUAAUGGAAAUUCAAAAGAUCAGUUUGAACUUCCAUUUGCAAAGUUAAUUAAAGCAAAAGAAGUUGAAAUUGAACUUAAAUCAUCAAUUGAUAAUUUUUUCAAUGAGAUAUCAAAUACUGAUAAUCAUUUAGAUUCAUCAUUGUCAGAUGAUUCAUCCAAUGAGGAUAUGUCUGAUAAUGAAAAUAAACCAUCCGGUUUACAACGACAUGAACCUCGUCCACCGAGUGCGCCUAUGUCAGAAGAUACUCGACGUCAUCGUCGUCGUCAUCAUCGCAUAAGUGAACAAAUACCAGAAUCUUCUCAAUAUGGUCCUCAAUUAUCGAAAAAUAUGGACUCGUCAGCAGUUCGUUCAAAAAAUCGUCAACAACAACAAUCCGAAAAUGAUACAGAUAGUCCACAAAUUGAUCCAUAUGGUUCAACAACAUCACUUCGUCGUAGUGGAAUUUUUCAAUCAUUAAAAUUGAAAAAAGAUAAAAUACGUUUACCACGUCCAUCUAGUGCUCGUGGAGGAGAACCUGAUGAUGAAAAACAACAAAAAAAAAGUCGAAAAUCAACUGGAGGAACUCUUCGACCAGCAAGAUCAUUGCUAAAUCUAUUAUCGAGUGGUCAUUCGUCAUCAGGAAAAACUGAUAAAUCGUCAACAAAUUUAUCACGUGAUUCAUUUUCUUUUGAUAUGAAAAGAAGACCAUCAGUGAUUAGUCGGUCAUCAAGUGUCGACAAUGCAAAAAUAUCAAAUGCUAAUCAUUCAUCUCGAAAUAAGAAAAGACCAUGUAUGUGGAAUUUGGAUUUUAGUCCAUAUAAUUCAUCCUUAAUAAGAAUUAAAUGUUUUUAUAGAUAUUUACCAGUUUAUGGUGUUGGUCUUGAUCCACAAACGAAGUGCACAGAAGUCAACUAUUCAUGUUUUGGACGACUUGGAUAA